This is a messenger RNA of Fusarium odoratissimum NRRL 54006, 186 nucleotides long. RefSeq lists its product as uncharacterized. Lineage: Eukaryota; Fungi; Ascomycota; Sordariomycetes; Hypocreales; Nectriaceae. The coding region runs from base 1 to 186 and encodes 61 amino acids. The record is from RefSeq and is a predicted model, not a curated record. The transcript has a single exon.
AUGCAUGGUUCAGAUGGCGGUAUGGUUACGUACCUGGACGAGGCCAUCUCCAAGGCUGUGCAGUGUGAGAUUUCCUCCAAAGCCUCAGGGUUCUCUUCGUUCUGUCCUCGGGAGAGACAGAGACAAGAGACAGACGGUCAGGUACUGGUACCGCACACCAACGGAACCAGUCCAACUCAGGGAUAG